Molecule: messenger RNA, 3779 nt
Organism: Macadamia integrifolia
Lineage: Eukaryota; Viridiplantae; Streptophyta; Magnoliopsida; Proteales; Proteaceae
Product: xanthotoxin 5-hydroxylase CYP82C4-like
Exons: 2
Coding region: 30-1073 (347 amino acids)
Biological process (GO): defense response to other organism
Molecular function (GO): monooxygenase activity; heme binding; iron ion binding
Source: RefSeq, a predicted model, not a curated record
UCAGGGUGAUUGAACCCACAAAGUUAACUAUGGAUUCUCUUCUUCAAUUCCCAACAUUUAUGUUCUUCUCCUUCCUGUUAUUUCUUUACUUCUUGCUUCAAUGGAGGUCAAGGAAUACAAAGCUCAGCAAUAGCAAUAAAAGGGUUGCACCAGAAGCUGUUGGGGCAUGGCCAAUAAUUGGUCACCUCCAUCUGUUAGGAGGUAAUUCUAUUCCUCACAUUACUUUGGGAGCAUUGGCUGACAAAUAUGGACCAGCUUUCACCAUUCGGCUUGGUAUGCAACCUGCUUUGGUAGUAAAUAGUUGGGAGGCAGCAAAGGAGUGUUUUAGUACAAACGAUAGGGCCCUUGCCACCAGAUCCAAGUCAAUAGCCACAAAGCUCAUGGGCUACAACUAUGCUCUAUUUGCCUUCACUUAUUAUGGGACUUAUUGGCGUGAGAUACGCAAGAUAGUCAUGCUUCAGCUUCUCUCCAACCGUCGGCUAGAGAUGCUCAACCAUAUCAGAGCCUCAGAGAUCGAAGCUUUCAUAAAAGAGAUAUACAAGAUGUGGGAAGAGAAGAAGGGUGGCCAAAAUAUACAAGUCUUGGUUGAUAUGAAGAAAUGGUUCGCAGAUUUAACACUAAAUAUUAUUGUCAGAAUGGUUGCUGGAAAGAGAUAUUUCUCUAAUAAAGCCUCUGAUGCAGAGGAGGCACUGCAGUGUCAAGAAGGAGUUAGAGAUUUUUUUCACUAUAUUGGUCUAUUUGUGGUUUCAGAUUCAUUUCCCUUUCUUGAGGGGUUGGACUUGCAAGGAUAUGAGAAAGCUAUGAAGAAGACGGCAAAAAAUUUGGAUUCUAUAGUUGAAGGAUGGUUGAAGGAACAUAAGCUUAAGCGAUCAUCUGCUAACUAUGGCCAGGCCAAGGGUGAUCAAGACUUCAUGGAUGUUGUGAUAUCUAUCAUGGAGGAUUCAAAGCUCUCAUCAGAAGAUUAUGAUGCUGAUACGAUCAUCAAAGCUACUUGCUUAGUCUUCGUAGGAGAAGCAUCUCGUACAAUGUUUGAUCCACACUUGCAAUCCACUCAAUGUGAAAACUUAUUGUAAAAAGAGAAAUUGAGUAGAAUAUUCCAUGCGUGGAUCAAGCACCGUGAUCCUAAUCAUUUACAAGGACCUUAUCCGGACUCAUUCAUUUAUUGGGAGACUAUUUUCUGUGGGGGAUCGCAGUCUCCACUAAGGCGUCUCAAAGUUGGUCUCUCUCUACAUAUAUUGAUCAUUUCAAUUGAGGGAGGUGGAUCUAAAUACCAGCAUUUUGUAUUGUUAGAUCUCUCUCUCUCUCUCUCUCUCUCUCUCUCUCAGCCAUAAAAUUUGUCCGUUGUUGCAACAUUUUCUGUCCACCACCCACUACACUGUCUCUCUCUCUCUCUCUCCCCUGCCGGCCAUUGUAACCCACUGGUGCCACACAUCUCUCUCUUUCCCCUUGAGACAGCGGCCUCUCUAUCUCCCCCUCAGACUCUGCAUACCCCCUUAUACCCCACCCCGGGUUAGAUUUUUGCAGAUCCAGACCCAUGAUGCCCUCAGCUUUCUCUCAUUUGAUCUUAGCCGUCCCUGUCAACAGAGACACAUGUCACCGGAUUAGAUGGGAAUUACACCUAAUUGCACCUUGAUGGAAUUGGAGAGGAUCACAAUCCCAAUAUAGCUAGCUACCACUUCCUUAGCAUAACCCACAAAGUCUAAAUACCAAAAUAUCAAGAACUAAUUUACAUCAUCCGAUAGGAUUAGGUACCCACAUUAUGGAACUUUUUUCUUUUUGGGUAGGUGCCGACUAUGACUAGAAUUUUUUACUUCAAUUAUUAAGACAAAAAUUUUAUGGGGAAGCUAGCUUCAAUGUCUUUAUCAUCCCAAAAGAUCAAAAAGAUUUUUUCAGCUAUGAAAUUCCUUAGGCUAUGUUUGUUUGUAAGGGGAAUAAAAGGGAAGGGAAGUGAAAUUUUCAUACUUAAAAAAAAUAUAUAUGUAAUAAUUACCCAUGUGACUUUAACAUUAACUUUAAAUCUUUCCAUAUUUGAUUAUAGAAUUUCACUCUACUUUGCAUCUAAAACCCUAUAAUAUGUAAAAUAAAAAUUACAUGUAAAAUACAUCAUUAGUAAAUAUGGUUAAAAAAAUUAAGUAGUUUAAACAAUUAUAUGGGUAAUGACUAUAAACAUUUCUUUUUAAAGUAUGAAAAUUUCACUUCCCUUUCCUUCCCUUUAAAUUUCCGUUGCAAUCAAACGGAGCCUUAUAGUUUUAAGUUUUCCUUCACCACGUGAUGAGGAUGACCACUCCAUCCUAGGUCCACAAACCCCAUUCUUAUAUGUGUGAGAUAUCUCUAGUUUUUAAGAUCAACCCAUUUAACUUGAGCUUCUCCUCUUACACCAAUCUCAAAAGGGGGCAUUAACCCACAAAGCUGACAACCAUGAAUCCUCUUCUUCAACUCCCUACAGUUAUGUUCUUCUCCUUCCUGGUAUUCCUUUGCUACAUGCUUCAGUGGAGAUCAAGGAAUACAAAGUUCAACAAGAGUGGCAAUAAAAGGGUGGUUGCACCACCAGAAGCCGCCGGGGCAUGGCCAAUAAUUGGUCACCUUCAUCUCUUAGGUGCUAAUACCAUUCCUCACAUUACUUUAGGAGCAAUAGCUCAUAAAUAUUGGCCAGCUUUCACCAUUCGGCUUGGUAUGCAACCUGCUUUGGUGGUAAGUAGUUGGGAGGUGGCAAAGGAAUGUUUUAGUACAAACGAUAGAGCUGUUGCCACCUGAUCCAAGGCAAUAGCCACAAAGCUCAUGGGCUAUAACUAUGCUCUAUUUGGCUUCACUCAUUGAACUUAUUGGCGUGAGGUACGCAAGAUAGUGAUGCAUGAGCUUCUCUCCAACCGUAGGCUUGAGAUGGUCAAGCAUGUUAGAGCCUCAGAGAUCGAAGCCUUCAUAAAAGAGCUAUACAAGAAGUGGGAAGAGAAGGAAGGUGGCCAAAAUAAACAAGUAUUGGUUGAUAUGAAGAAAUGGUUUGCAGAUUUAACACUAAAUAUUAUUGUCCGAAUGGUGGCUGGGAAGCGAUACUUUGCAAAUAAAGCCUCUGAUGCAGAGGAGGCGCGGCGGUGCCGAGAAAGGAGUUAGAGAUUUUUUUCACUAUAUGGGUCUAUUUGUGGUGUCAGAUGCAUUUCCCUUUCUUGAGGGAUUGGACUUGCAAGGAUAUGAGAAACCCAUGAAGAAGAGUGCAAAAAAUUUGGAUUUUAUAGUUGAAGGAAUGGUUAAAGGAGCAUCAGCAGAAGAGAUCAUCUGCUGAUUACUGCAAGGCCAAGGGUGAUGAUCAAGACUUCAUGGACAUAAUGAUAUCAAUUAUGGAGGAUUCAAAGCUUAAAGAUUAUGAUGCUGAUACCAUAAUCAAAGCUACUUGCUUAGUGAGUACAUAGAAGAUAGUUUUUUUUUUUUUAUUCAUUAUAUUGAUUUCAUAAUUUUUUUCAUGAGAAAUGUUGGAUCUUCCAGAUUCUGUUCCUUGUAAAUUUUCUUGAAGCUCAGGUGAAGAGAUUGAUGACGGCGAACAGUAGAACCUCAAAAAAGGUCAGGUUGCUCUUGAUAAAGAAGAAGAAGAUGAUAAAUUGAACUCUUUGCUAUUGCCUAGAAAGGGUGGCAUGAAGAAGAAUCCAAAGAAGUAGCGGAAAACUCGGCUGGAACUCGUCGGAAUCACAAGUCGCAGGAAGGGAGAGAAGGAUCGAAGGAGAGAAAGUGAUACGGAGAGAAUGAAAUGGUAUACAGGUGAAGAGAGGGGUAUUUUUGGGAUAAUAAGA